Aphis gossypii (cotton aphid) is the source of this 4408-nucleotide messenger RNA. Its product is annotated as tetratricopeptide repeat protein 21B-like. Gene Ontology annotation, molecular function: protein binding. The transcript is spliced from 18 exons. The record is from RefSeq and is a predicted model, not a curated record. NCBI's taxonomy places the organism in Eukaryota, Metazoa, Arthropoda, Insecta, Hemiptera, Aphididae. Bases 711 to 4316 code for a protein of 1201 amino acids. Gene Ontology annotation, biological process: intraciliary retrograde transport; protein localization to cilium. Gene Ontology annotation, cellular component: intraciliary transport particle A.
UCAGUUUUAAUUUUUAAACUUAGACAUAAUAAUAUUAUUAUGUCUAUGGUUUUAAAUUAUGUUUUGUUUUGAUUGUGGACAAAUGAUUUUCUGCUGCCAGUUCACGACUGUUGAUGAUCACAGAUCAAUUAAAAUAAUUAAUUUUUGACUCGGAUCUUGGGUCAUUAGUUUUUUCAAAUGUUAAACAAUUAAAACUAUUUCACAUAAAAAGCAUUAAACCUGCGUUUUUGCUUUUGUCUUCAAUAGAGUUGAACACGUUAUGCACUAAUUAUCAUGAAUCGCUUUGUUUUUAAAAGUACUCAAUAUGCAAUGAAAACUAAGCUUGUACACGAUGUUAAAAAUAAGACUUUCAAACAUGAAAUUUUAAAUGCUAAAGGAAAUUUUGUUAUAAAAAUUCAAUACAAAAUAAUUGAUGGUUUAUUUGUUUUAUAUCAUACCGAAGUACCCAAAGAACAUAGAGGUCACCAACUUGGACAUUUAAUUUAUCAAGUAUGAAGUGAUUGACUACUUGGUUAAAAAUGAUAUAAAAACAGCUUUAUACUGUCCUUUUCUGGUUAAAUGUCUGAAAAUAUAUCCAAAUGAAAAGAUUAAUAUCAUUAGAAAGUUACCUUCAAUCGAAAAACUAAAAUUCUGAAGUAGUAUAGUUGUAGAAUUAUCAGGUGUAGCUUGUACACUAAAAUAGAUACCCAUUGUUUACAAAAUAGACUAAAAUGGAUUUAGAACUCAUACAGUAUUAUCUUAGAAUAAAAUAUUAUUCUAGUGCACAAAUAUCUGGGUUCAAAGCUAUACAAAAUAAUUUAAAUAGUUCAGUUUAUCAACUUUAUUAUGGUUUAUCAUUUGUUCUUCAUAAUAAACUGUCAAAAGGGCUGACCAUACUUGAUGCUUUAGUCAAAUUUAGUGAUAUUGGAUUAGCUUCUACACUGAUUAUGAUCUAUGCUCAUAAACAGUAUGAGGUCCCUGAUACCAAUACAAUAGACAUGUUAGAACUCACGAUCCCAGAAUUCAGUCAUUCAGAAGUGGUACUGUUUCAUGCUGCAAAUGUUAUGAUGUUGUGUAAUUGUCUUGAAAAAUCAAAAACUUAUGUUGAUCAGCUUUUGUCCGAAUAUCCAAGUUCAGUUGAUGGCUAUUUAAUUAAAGGCUGGUUGGAACUUAAAGAAAACAAUCUAAAAAGUGCAAGAAACUGUUUUAAAGCCGUCUUAUCACAGAAAAACGAUUCAAUUGGAGCUUAUCUUGGUGAAGCUGCAACUUUAGAUGUAACUGAAGCUAUUCAAAUCUUAAAUCAACUUAUUGUUAAAUUACCUGAUUUUUUACCACCUUUUGUUGAAAAGUUAAAUCUUUACAUAAGUGUACAAAAAUGGUCUGAUGUUAUUGAAACUGCUGAUCGUGUAUUAAGCAUAAAUUCAGAUUGCCCAUUAGCUGUAAUGGCGAAAAUUCUAUAUAACAUUGCUGUUGCUGGAAAAUAUGAAGAAAUACCUAACCAGUUUUUCAAAACUAUUGAAAAAUCAGAACCUAGCCCAAAUUUAUUUGUUCAGUGGUCUUCAGCUAUAUCUCGAACUUGUGGUCAACAUAAAACCAUUAUCAAUGAAUGUAUUCGUGCUAUGCAAAUUGCUGUUGAUUUGGAACCAAGUGUCAAUAAUAAACUAGAACUUGCAUAUCAAACAUAUUUAUCUGGACAGUACAAGGAAGCAAUACAAUUGUAUGGUGAUUUAUCUAAUGCAGAACCCAUUCCUAAAGCAAUGGAAGGGAUAAUUCUGUGUCAUAUUGAAAUGAAUGACAUAAAUGUCCAAGUCGAAAAACAAAUUGAAUUAUUAAAUGAAAUUAGAGGAGAAUUAAAAUCAAGCGAACUUUUAUUUAUAAAUGCAUAUUGGGCAAAGAAUAAUGAAGUGAAAUCAACCUUAAUUAAAUUAUCAGUUGAGAAGCAAUUUGAUUCUACUACAAACUUGCCAUUUGGCCCAGAAUAUUUGAUAAAACUUAAUCCAAAUAUGAUAAUGACUUUUUUAAAACACUUAUCUGAUCGUAUUUAUAAAGAAAUUGCCUUAGAAAAGAUUCUAAAUGUUUGUCCUGGACUUAUUGAUGGUUGGUUAAUGCUUGGAAAUAUUCAAAAUAUAAAAAAAGCUUAUAAAUCACUAGAAAAAGUAUUAGAACUUGAUCCUACAAAUUCAGAAGCUCAUCUUAUGGUUGCUAAUCUUUUAAUAAAACAGGGCCAUUUUUCAAAUGCUUCUAAAAGCUUGGAUUUAGGGCUUAGCUAUAACUUAUCGAUUAGUGAGUGGCCUUUAUAUAAUCUGUUGAAUGGACUUGUUCAUAAAAAUUUUGAAAGAAAUAAUGAGUGCAUUCAAGCAUUAGAAAAUUCUUUGAAUAAUUUGUCAAAUGAACAUACACUUGAACACAAUAAUUUAGCUUCUUUGUUUAUUGCACUCAGUGAAUGUUAUUGUAUGGGAAACAAUAUUGAUAAAGCAAUACAAACUGUGAACAAUGCUUAUGAAUAUUUGAAAGAUACAAACUAUGAAGGAGAAAUUAAAAUAGCUGAAGCAAAAAUUUCUGUGUAUAAAAAUGAUACUAAAAAUGCUUUAAAAAUAUUAAAUUCCGUAAAAUCUGAUAAAGACAUCUUCAUCAAAGCACAAAAAAUGAAGGCAGAUAUUGUUUUGAGGACUAAUCAAGAUCCAUAUGAAUAUGCUGAAUGCUUCAAAAAUGUAGUUGAUUCUUUUCCUACUGUUGAUAAUAUGAUUGAACUGUCAAAUGCAUAUUUAAAAAUUCUGGAACCUGAUGAGGCUAUUAGAGUGAUCAAGAAUGCAUUGAGUUUAAAGAAUGAACCAUCAUUGUUCAUAAAAGUUGCCCAAGUAUUAGUUGCAGCACAUCAAUAUGACGAGGCUAUCAAAUACUAUAAUAAAUCAGGUAAUGAUGGUGCAUUGGAGAUGGCAAUUCUUUUAAUCAAAUUGAACCAGUGUGAUAUGGCGAUUAAAGUUUUAAAUCAACUCCCAUUAGAAGUUAGAGUUAUUCCCAUGGCAAACGCUUUGGAAAAAAAAGGUAAAUUAGACGAAGCACUUGAUUUGUUAAAACAGUGUUCUUACUUAGAAAACCAAGAGUUGAGCACACGAUUAAAUAUAUUGAGACAUAGUGGCGAGAUCGCUCAUAAGUUAAAUCGAAAUGAUCUUGCUGUUUCUUUUUACAAACAAGCGCUUGUGCAUGUUGUAGACAGUGACGAAGCAAGUUCGUUAAAGAUAAGUUUAGCCAAGUUGUAUAUGCAAAUGAAUGAUUGGAAUUCAUGUGAAAUGAUAUGUUCUUCAUUGCUCAAAGAUACAAACAAUGAUUUAGCACUGUUAAUUGUAGCUGAUUUGUCAUUUAGACGCUGUGAUUUUGUUACAGCAAAAAAACAUUUUUAUAAACUUUUGGAAAAGCAACCCACCAACUGGGCAGCAUUAGCUCGGCUGAUAGAAGUCUGUCGUAGAACUGAUUGUUUGGAAGAAGUAAAAACAUUUAUAGCAGUCGCACACAAGAAUAUUGCACAAGCUGGAUUUCAUUUCUGUUGUGGGUUGUAUUACUGGUACGCAUCAAAUGUCAAUGAGGCAAUGAAACAUUUCAAUUUUGCCAAAAAUGAUGCUGAAUGGGGACAGCAAGCACUGCACAACAUGGUUCAGAUUUGUUUGGAUGAAGCCACGUUAAAUUUAAACUUGGCCAAUAAAUUGAUAACAGAGAUGAAACCUAAUACACCAGAAGAACAAAAAAAUUAUACUUUGUUAUCGACUUAUGUGUUAUUAGAGUCUAGAGAAAAACUAUCUGUAGAAAAAGCAAUAAAUGUUUUUAAUGAAUUGUCACAGGAAUCGUGCAAAAUUGCUGCUUCGUUAGGGUUGGCAAUGGCUUUUGUUUAUCAAAAACAAGCACAAAGAGCUAAGACAAUUCUAAAAAGAGUUGCUUUUAAAGCUGUUUGGCAAUUUGAAGAAGCUGAAUACUUGGAACGCAGUUGGUUACUUAUGGCAGAAUUAUAUUUUCAGUCUGGCAAGACCAGUAUAUGUGUGGAAUUGGUUAAUAAAGUUCUUGUCUACAAUAAGUCUUCAAUCAAAGGCUUAGAACUUUUAAGUGCUGUGGCAGAAAAGGAACAGAAAUAUGACGAUGCUGUGGAUUAUUAUGAACGUGCUUGGGUGUUAAGUGGAUGUAAGAAUUUUAAAAUUGGAUACAAGCUAGCUGUAAAUUUGUAUAAAUUGAAACUAUUCACAAAGUCUGUUGAAAUAUGCUUUGAUUUAAACCCUUCAAGUCCAGACCAAGUUAAGUUGAAAAAAGAUAUAAUGGACAAAGCAAGACUAUCAUUAAGAUCACGAUAACUGUGUAAAAAAUGAAUCUAUUUUAUAAUGUUUAUUUUUCAAAUCGCCUAAUUAUAAUAUUUUUCAAAAAUAAUUAUACCUUUGAUAGAUUA